CCAGCCUCCCCACACGCAGUACUGCUCGUCAGUGCGUGUGAGCGCGUGUGUGCAAUACGCAGAACCGAAUAGAAUCGAGUAAUGCCGAUGCGCAGAACUUAUACGUCACGAUGUUGAAGCUGGAAACCCCGUAAUAUAGUUUGUCAGCGGUAGGUUUUCCGUGCUGCAGUCGGAAGUACAUGGACGAAUUCGGUGCCCGUGAUGAGUUGCUACGCCGCAUGAGCUAUGUCGUGUGGCGAGACUGAAAUAGAAUCUAAUAGUUGUUUGCGUUGCAAUGCGAUGGAAAAUUCGUCGAGCCGAAUCUAAUAGUUGUUUGCGUUGCAAUGCGAUGGAAAAUCCGUCGAGCCGAGAACUGCUGCAGCUGCUGCUCCUGCAUCUGAACACGUGGACAAUAAUUUGACUGACUUCUUGACUGACUAACUUAGAAAGGUGCAAAUUGAUAGCGUCAAUAGAGGCGGUAUCCGCGGACAAUUGCAAGUAUGAAUCAAAUACAGAUGAUCAUCAUCGCCAUCGCCGCCGCCACCGUCGCCUUUCUUGUCUUCAUUUCACUGCUCUAUCUUUAUCACCGUAAAUCUGGAAAAGAUGAGGAACCAGAUGAAACCGACGAGGAAAGCCGCAGUGACGUGAAGCAACAGCGUAAACACGAAGCUGGCUCCUCCUGGUGGACAAUCCCGAUAACAACAAAGUCGGCCAUCAAGUUCGAGAUACCAGAGAAGCAGGUCAAAGUUGAGAACGUGCAACCAGAGGGCGCCACAGUCACACACAAGAAGGCGUUGGGAAGAGGCAGAUCGGCUAGUACGGGCAAGACGUCGCCCAGGCAUCGAGCGUCGCCCUCUGUCGACAUGCUCGACGAGCCGGGAGUGAAGACGGAGGGGGUGACGCCGCAGCGGAUGUCCUCCAGCAACGAUCCGGACGCGCCGCUGGGCAAGCUGCAUUUCGGCAUACAAUACGACUUCACGGCGACCACGUUGACCGUUGUCGUAAGGCGAGGUGUGGGACUUCCGGCUAAAGAUUUCUCAGGCACGAGCGAUCCUUAUGUGAAGAUACUGUUGCUUCCGGACCGGAAGACAAAGAUGGAGACAUCGGUGAAGAGGAGGUGUUUGAACCCCUACUGGAACGAAACAUUUUGUUUUGAAGGGUUUCCGUACCAAAAGGUGCAGUCCCGCAUCCUGAACCUUCAAGUGUACGACUACGACAAAUUUAGCCGUAACGAUCCGAUAGGAGAGGUGUUCGUGCCCCUGUGUGAGGUGAACAUGACCGACGGAUGUACGCUAUGGAAGAGCCUGCAGCCUAUACAGAAGUCACGGGACGAAGACAGGAGACGUUAUUAUGUCUUUGGCUACGCCUACGGGGUCUUAGGGCCAACUGGUUUUCUUUGCAUCGAGUUCGUGUAA
Priapulus caudatus is the source of this 1394-nucleotide messenger RNA. RefSeq names its product synaptotagmin-7-like. The coding region runs from base 480 to 1394 and encodes 304 amino acids. Gene Ontology annotation, cellular component: synapse; membrane; axon. Gene Ontology annotation, molecular function: phosphatidylserine binding; calcium-dependent phospholipid binding; calcium ion binding. The record is from RefSeq and is a predicted model, not a curated record. Lineage: Eukaryota; Metazoa; Priapulida; Priapulimorpha; Priapulimorphida; Priapulidae. Gene Ontology annotation, biological process: calcium-ion regulated exocytosis; regulation of dopamine secretion; vesicle fusion. The transcript is spliced from 8 exons.